Fusarium coffeatum is the source of this 1521-nucleotide messenger RNA. RefSeq lists its product as uncharacterized. Bases 1 to 1521 code for a protein of 506 amino acids. The record is from RefSeq and is a predicted model, not a curated record. The transcript has a single exon. Gene Ontology annotation, molecular function: DNA-binding transcription activator activity, RNA polymerase II-specific; zinc ion binding. Gene Ontology annotation, biological process: regulation of transcription by RNA polymerase II. NCBI's taxonomy places the organism in Eukaryota, Fungi, Ascomycota, Sordariomycetes, Hypocreales, Nectriaceae.
AUGGACAACCCCCAACCAUCAUCAGAACAGCGCCAGUCCACCAGUCCAGAAGGAUCGCCGCCUAACUCUGAUAAGCCUUACCACUCAAAACGACCUCACAAAAAGUCGCGUGCUGGAUGUCGCAACUGUAAAGCUCGCAAGGUCAAAUGUGAUGAGGCCCGGCCAGUCUGUAAGUCUUGCAGACUGCGCAAGGCUGAUUGCGUAUACACGACUCCCGCAACCUCUACCUCUACUUCAUCCUCAUCAAAUGGGAGCGCUACAAACACUCCACCUCGCGCCUCUGCAGAAUACUCGCCGGCGCCCCAAAAAGCUUCUUCACCCGAUGUGGAAUCUAUCAGCGAGGAGAUCCUCGAAGAGGUUGGUUCCCUGACGGUACAGCCACUCUUUCGCCCUACCCCGAUGGACAGGAUGGAUAUGAAGCUACUCUGGUUUUACACCAGCUCGACGUGCACGUCUUUCUCUGUUGAUGAGGGCCCCCUAAACCCCAUCAACGAUGUUUUGAGGAAUAAGUUGGUCCAGGUCGCCUUUGAUAAUCCCUUUCUUAUGGACUCAUUGUUCGGUCUGGCAAGUCUUCACAUGCAAAGUCUUGAUUUGAAGCCUGAUGCUGCCCGCGCACUCACAUAUCGUGCUCGUUCAUUCGAAGGUUAUCGCAGGGCUGUGGAACAAGCACGCCCAGAGACGUUUCCUGCUCUUCUUGCAAAUUCCCUACUUCUCACUGCCCUCUCGUCUCAAAACUUCCGAGACGAAGACGCCAAAAAGCUUUACAUAAUAGAUUGGAUGAUUGUAUGGCGAGGUAUCGGCCUCGUUAUCGACCUGAUGGGUGUCGAGAAGCUUAUUGACUCAGGUCUCUACCCUCUCUUCAACCGGCCUUCUAUUGAUAUAGAGCAAGCUUCAGAACACAUCCCCGCUGUUCUUCUUCUGAUGCUCAACUCUAUAGAGCCUGGUGACCCAGACUAUCUUGAUGUCGAGACCUACUAUGGGACGCUUCAAUUUUUGGGCUCUCUGUAUCAGAACUUGCACAAUGGCUUUGGUCCUGUCAUGAUGCUGCGGAUUAUUACUUGGUUCACGUUUGUUCCUCGAAAUUUUGUGCAGUUCGUACGCGACUUGCGCCCUCGUGCUCUCAUAAUCCUCGCCUACUAUGCUGCCUUUCUCAAGCUCCCGACAGAAGUUUGGUGGAUGGCGAAUAUUGGUAAUCGCUCUUUGCAGGAUCUUUGCGAGUUUAUUGGCCCAGAAUGGCAACAAUACCUGCUCGUCCCACAUAUGGCACGUCUAGUUGAAGGGGAACUUGAAAUCGCAAGGGUGUUGUUUGAAGAUCCCAACUGGUCGCCCAGAGCUCCGAGCAAUCUUCGCUUAGAUCCUACGGCGGCUGUUACACUUGUUGAUGAGACAGGUAGACGUGUUGAGUGGCUUCCUGCUGAGAAAAGACUUGUGCUGAUGGAUGGAAAAGAGGAUAUCUCAACCAAAGCCAAGGCCACAGACAAAUGGAGGAGGGAUCUAAACGCCUCUUUCACAAAUACAUAG